Messenger RNA from Schizophyllum commune H4-8, 1353 nucleotides. RefSeq lists its product as uncharacterized. NCBI's taxonomy places the organism in Eukaryota, Fungi, Basidiomycota, Agaricomycetes, Agaricales, Schizophyllaceae. Bases 1 to 1353 code for a protein of 450 amino acids. The transcript has 10 exons. The record is from RefSeq and is a predicted model, not a curated record.
AUGUGUCGGCGCUCGGGCUGUCCCGCGGACAUGCUCGGGGCGACCCGAGGCGAUAUUGAGCCACCAUCCGAACCACGCGACUCCCUCGUGCAAUUCAGGUCCUUCAACGUCGCAGGCGGCGCCGAGCACAUUCUGCCCCGCCAACUGGCUCACGCGAGGGGAGACACGUUGCAUGGCGCCUUGACGCCGCCCACAUAUACCGAUGUUGCGCUUGCGCGAGCCGGCAACGUCGUAGCCCUCGGCGCGGUCCACCAAACACCCACGACAUCUCCCCCAGCACCUCGCCCGACGACGGUACCAGGCUCUGUGUGGGUGGAAGUGAUAGGCCUCGCUCGACAACGACGGUCGAGGUGUCCGCGCGGGAAUUCCUCGUUGACGGCCGCGACAGUUAGGGAGGGGACAAGGGCGGCGCGGAGCGCCGCCAGCGACGCCGACAAGGCACGUCGCCGAGCGCUUCUUCACACCGAAAAAUCCGCAAAUCGACGGGAAAUGCGCCGAGGUCCGCGCGGGAACCCCUCGCUGAACGCCACGGCUGUCGGGGACGGAUGGAGGGGGAGGGGGGCAGCGCUCUGCGCUGCCGGCGGCAGGAACAACGUUCGAGGUGCCUCAGACACCCCACGCGUCGACGUCAUUUGCGCCGGUCCCCGUGAUUUCUGUACGAGCCAGGCGUCGCGGUCGGUGACGAGGAGGAGGGGGCGGUGGUCAGCACAGCAGGUGCGAGAUUUUCGGCCGCUUCUCAAUCCCCCAAAAUCCGCAAAUCGACGUCAAAUGCGCCGAGGUCCGCGCCUCAAGUUCUCGUUGAUCGACGCGACCUUUGGGGUGGGGGAGGGGGUGGCGCGCAGCGCCGCCCUAGCCGCUCACAACAUCCUCACAUCAAGCACGGUCCGAGCAUCGCUCCCCCUGCUCCUAACGAGCAUCGCCCCCACUCCCCAAGCGAUGAGGCAACGUAUCGCCGUCCGGCGAGCGAGGGUAAGGAAUAUCUGGGCUUCUUCGUCUCGGAUGGGCUAUUCCUCAGCGCUUCACGGUUCCCCUACGCUCUCAAGGUGCACCCCCUACGCUCUCAAUGCGCUACCCCUUCUCACCGAUGGGCUACCCCUUCUCACUGAUGGGCUACCCCUUCUCACCGAUGGGCUACCCCUUUCGCCCGCGCCCACCUCGCACGCGCAAGAAUCUGCUUCCCCUUUGGCGUUGAGGCAGUGGAUCGCCGUCCGCGGGGUGAUGAGUAUCACCCCUUGGACGCCGAGUACUCACCCCUUGGGCGCUGAGUACUCACCACUCGGGCGCCGAGUACUCACCGCUCGGGCGAUGAGUGUCCACCACUCGGGCGCUGAGUGUCCACCACUCGAGCGCUGA